Molecule: messenger RNA, 900 nt
Organism: Myotis brandtii (Brandt's bat)
Lineage: Eukaryota; Metazoa; Chordata; Mammalia; Chiroptera; Vespertilionidae
Product: cytochrome c oxidase protein 20 homolog
Exons: 5
Coding region: 1-549 (182 amino acids)
Biological process (GO): mitochondrial respiratory chain complex IV assembly
Cellular component (GO): mitochondrion; mitochondrial inner membrane
Source: RefSeq, a predicted model, not a curated record
AUGGUUGCUUAUGUAACAAAAGGGCGUGUGCCUCCUGUUCAAGGUCACAUCACCACCUAUGGUCUUGCCAGGGAGGUGGAGUCAGACUCCCCACCCUCAGCUUCCCCCAGCUGCCAAGUGGAAGGAAACCCAGACGUGCUGACCUGCACCGAGAGCAUGUUCCCAGCGACAUCCCAGCGGCAGGACACGUCCCAAGUCAAGGACUCAGGGGUCCCCAGAGUUGGUAAUGUAAUGCCCUUUAAGCUCCUAGGAAUUUUAGAUGUGGAGAACAUUCCCUGUGCACGGGACUCAGUAUUAUAUGGUUCAUUAGGAUCUGUUGUGGCUGGCCUUGGACAUUUUUUGUUAACUAGUAGAAUUAGAAGAUCAUGUGAUGUCGGAGUAGGAGGAUUUAUCCUCGUGACUUUAGGAUGCUGGUUCCAUUGUAGGUAUAAUUAUGCAAAGCUAAGAAUCCAGGAAAGAAUGGCCAGAGAAGGAAUUAAAAAUAAGAUUUUAUAUGAAAGUACCCACCUUGAUCCUGAAAAAAAACCCAACAGCAGCAGCAGCACCUGAACAGUCUCGAGCAUAGAACCCAAAUACAACUGAUGUCAGUGUGAACCAAGAUGAGAUCAACUAUGUAAAACAUUGCAUGUGCCAUAAGGUUUUCAAUCAAGUAAAUAAAGCAUGUGUGAGUUGUAGUCUUUUUUCCACUUGUAGGAAUAUUUUAUGAACUUAUUCUGGCCCUGUUAUCUACUACCAGCAUAGCUUAAUAGUGGACUUGUCACACAAAAUAAACCUAGUGUUCAGCAAGCUUUAAAAAGUUCCUUUGUAGUGAGUGUAAAUGAUGUCCAUUUUAAAACUUGCCUUUAAAACAAUCGUAUUACUAUCCAGUUAAAAAAUGAGGGAAUACUUCUCGGUUCCUUU